Marmota flaviventris (yellow-bellied marmot) is the source of this 989-nucleotide messenger RNA. It is a transcript of the gene Or2h2, whose product is annotated as olfactory receptor family 2 subfamily H member 2. Gene Ontology annotation, molecular function: olfactory receptor activity; G protein-coupled receptor activity. NCBI's taxonomy places the organism in Eukaryota, Metazoa, Chordata, Mammalia, Rodentia, Sciuridae. Gene Ontology annotation, cellular component: membrane. The record is from RefSeq and is a predicted model, not a curated record. Gene Ontology annotation, biological process: G protein-coupled receptor signaling pathway.
ACUCAUCCCUCUAGCUCUGAACAGGAACAGGCCAUGCUCAACCAAAGCUCCCCAGUGGGAUUCCUCCUUCUGGGCUUCUCUGAACACCCAGGGCUAGAAAAGAUUCUCUUUGUGGUUGUCUUAACUUCCUACCUCCUCACCCUGGUGGGCAACACACUCAUCAUCCUGCUGUCAGUGCUGGACCCCAGGCUCCACUCUCCAAUGUACUUCUUCCUCUCCAACCUCUCCUUCUUGGACCUCUGCUUCACCACAAGUUGUGUCCCCCAGAUGCUGGUCAACCUCUGGGGCCCCAAGAAGACCAUCAGCUUCCUGGGCUGCUUCAUCCAGCUGUUCAUCUUCCUGUCCCUGGGGACCACUGAAUGCAUCCUCCUGACAGUGAUGGCCUUUGAUCGCUAUGUGGCUGUCUGCCAGCCCCUCCACUACGCCACCAUCAUCCACCCCCGCCUGUGCCUGCAGCUGGCAGCUGUUGCCUGGAUCAUCGGAUUGGUGGAGUCAGUAAUCCAGACACCAGCCACCCUCCACCUACCCUUCUGUCCCCACCAUCAGGUGGAUGAUUUUGUGUGUGAGGUCCCAGCUUUAAUUCGGCUCUCCUGUGGGGACACCACCUACAAUGAGAUCCAGAUGGCUGUAGCCAGUGUCUUCAUUUUGGUUGUGCCACUCAGCCUCAUCCUUAUCUCUUAUGGUGCCAUUACCCGGGCAGUGUUGAGGAUUAACUCUGCAAGGGGCAGGAGGAAAGCUUUUGGGACCUGCUCCUCCCACCUCAUUGUGGUUACCCUCUUCUACAGCUCAGUCAUUGCUGUCUACCUCCAGCCCAAAAAUCCCUAUGCCCAAAAGAGGGGCAAGUUCUUUGGCCUCUUCUAUGCAGUGGGUACUCCUUCACUUAACCCACUCAUAUACACUCUGAGGAACAAGGAGGUAAAGAGGGCAUUCAGGAGGUUGCUGGGGAAGGAAGUGGAGCCCAGACAAAACUGAGUGCUGAUCAAUCUGCU